Molecule: messenger RNA, 3023 nt
Organism: Larimichthys crocea (large yellow croaker)
Lineage: Eukaryota; Metazoa; Chordata; Actinopteri; Sciaenidae
Gene: ca14
Product: carbonic anhydrase XIV
Exons: 14
Coding region: 43-1227 (394 amino acids)
Cellular component (GO): plasma membrane
Molecular function (GO): zinc ion binding; carbonate dehydratase activity
Source: RefSeq, a predicted model, not a curated record
UCCACUUUUAUUCAUUUCUGUGUAUGGACAAGGAGGGCUAACAUGGACUCUUUGGGUCUUUUUAUCCUUCUAUUGCUUCUGUGUUUCCAGUGGACAGCUGCCCCUGCUGCUGAGGAAGUUACCUGGACCUACACCGGCUUGGUGGGUCAGUCUGAGUGGUCGCAGUAUUUCCCUAACUGCGGUGGUAAUUCUCAGUCCCCUGUUGAUGUGGUAACCACGCAGACUAAAUAUGACCCCAGUCUGAUCCCACUGACCCCGGUGGGCUACAGUCAGCAUGGCAACAGGCCCUUCACUCUCUAUAAUAACGGACACACAGCGGUGAUCGAGCUGCCAGACUGGAUGGGACUAGCAGGGUUUCCCUGGCUCUUUACAGCUGUGCAAAUGCACCUCCACUGGGGCAGCGGCGGCCCGAGUCACGGGGGCAGUGAACACACCAUCAACGGACUGAGUGCAGAUGCAGAGCUGCAUGUGGUGCACUACAACUCUGAGCUCUACGCAAACAUGUCCACAGCCAUGACACAGAAGGACGGCUUGGCUGUUUUAGGGAUUCUCAUUGUGACAGGUGAGGAGACCAACCCGGCAUUCAACAACAUCCUCAACUAUCUGAGCCGCAUCAGACAUGCUGAUCAGAAGGUGUUCAUCCCAGGCUUUGACAUCCAGUCUCUGCUUCCUAAUGAUCUGGGACGCUACUAUCGCUACAAUGGCUCCCUAACAACGCCACCCUGCUACCAGAGUGUGAUCUGGACGCUGUUUCAUGAGAGGGUUCAGAUCUCAAAGGCACAGCUGCUGAAGAUGGAGACGAUACUUUACUCUAGUAAAGCUGAAGAGCCAGACAGGAUGCUGCUGCAAGACAACUACCGCUCAACGCAGCCGCUCAACCACAGGGUCGUCUUCGCCUCCUUCUCUGCAGAAUCAUGGAAGGAGCUCUCUUCUGGUGAAGUCACAGCUAUAGUAAUAGGAGUGAUGUGUGGCUGCGUAGGUCUGGCAGUGAUCAUUCGCUUCAUUGUGAAGACGAUACGGUUUUUUAGAGUCCUCCACCAUGAAACAGUCGUGGUAAACAGCUCUACCUCUAGCUGGGACGUCCUACCCAGUAACCGGCCUGCUCCCAUGCCAAGGAUUAAGGAGCCCGAAAAGGCAAAAGAGAAAAAACAAGAGGUGGCUCUGAACAUGACCCCUGAGGGAGAAAAGAAAGAAGAACCUUCACAGUCUCCUCAAACUGAACCUUAGCCGGUCCACACACUCGCAAACACAGUUACAAAAAGGCAAAACAUUUUUUUAUAGUGAACUAUAGGACACAGGACAAAUCACCUGCUGCCCCGAUCACUUAACUGUAUCCUUUUCACCCAAGUUCAGUGAUGUCUGUGCAGUGUUGGUGUCAGACAGUUUUUCAUUUUGCACGUGAAGCACUUGAUUUAAAUGUGUCAGUUUGAUGGCCCUGUUUGCUCUCAUGAUGCUUGAGAUGCACGAUUGGUUCAUGUAAAUACUUUGUAUGAUAUAUUUCGUUGUUGGUAUUUCAUCUUGUUCAUCCUGCCUUGAAACCCAAGCACACUGCACUGUAUGAAAUGUCAUAGACUCAGAGAAUAUAAUAUUGUUAUUUCAUUUUGCCCAAGGAGUUCAACAGUUUUGGUAUUAAAACACACAGAGGUCCUAUCAAAUGAUAAAAGAUCUGUGAUGAAGGUUUAAAGGGAUCUUUAAAAGUGUUUAGCACAAACAUUAAGGCUCUGAACUCAGUUUAGCACAUCAUGUUGUAAAUGGAUGAGUUAUAUUUAUGUACAUGUGUUCAUUCUAUUAAAAUGAGUUUUGGUGCCAUAUAUCAUCUUUGUCUGGUUGACUUCUUUCUGCAUAUAACUCAACAUGGGAACAGUACAGGAAAAUAGUUUUAUUUGACAGCAGUAGCAGUAAGGAUUGUUUGUUUGACAGUAGAAUUAGUUUCUGAGUGUGAUGUUGACUAUGUAUGUCAAGAUGCUGCCAUGUCAAGGCGUGUUUGCGCCUUUUUUGCAAAUAUUGUCACACAUAAUAUAUAAGUGGUGGACGGAAGGAAGUGGAAGUAUAACGGCAGAGAAUAGAUCUCACAGCUGAAGCUUUGAAGCCGCUGCCAAAACAAGGCUACUGCUGAGUAAUGGUUCCUGUCAGAGUUUUUUUCAUUUCUGCUGCCUGGUGGUUCCUGUUGGUUCAUCAAACAUUUGUUCAGAAAAACAACGCUCCCUGCCAGCCUUCCUCCUGGAAAAAUGGCUACAAAACCUUUGUCAGCCGACACAUUCGCCCUGACAUUCCCAGUUCCCUGGACCAGAAUGUGUGGGACGACUAUAUCAAGAGGAAGAAUGACUGUGCCAGACCCACUCAGUCCUUCCUCCAGCGAGAAGACUUGGACAAGGUGAAGGGUGUGUGCACAAGUGAAGGGGGGGUGAUUUACAAGGAGAACCUCUGCAUUAGCCGCCAGUCUUUCACUUUUGUCACGGUGAGGAUUGAUACGACGACGUGCAGCAUCAAGAGCAUCCGAAAUGAAAACAAACAUCUGAUCCUGGCCUGUGACAAGUUGGACAAUCAGUGCCUGCCAGUCCAUUUUGAGGGAAACCUUCAUAAUUUGAAGCCAAAUAACAAUGCCAAUCCCUGCCAGGCCUAAGCCAUAAAGCUCUUGCUCCCAGUUUUAAAAUGACAUGGCUCUGGUUGUUACCUUGUCUUUUUUCUCCUUCCUAUUGCUUAUUAACUUUUUUAAUUUGAUAAACUUGAUGAUUUUUGGAGUCUUCUCCUGAAAACUUUUGAAGUCUUGAAAUGUAAAACAGUAUUGAUCAUAUAUUAAUCAUAUCUUGGAAGAAUUGUAUCUUUUUUUUUGUACCUUCCUGCUAUUAAUAUUAUUAUACUUGUGCCUGUGUAUUUGUGAGUUUUCUUGUGUGCAUGCACCUCAGAGAUGAUGAGAGGAUUGGUGCUACAACAGCAUUUUAUUUCAGGUGAUUUGAUGUGAAUUGAAUUUCAAGUAAUUAUCUGUGUUGUAUGUAUUUCAUAUUAAAACUUUAUCAAUGUAA